Fusarium fujikuroi IMI 58289 is the source of this 1314-nucleotide messenger RNA. Its product is annotated as related to TfdA family oxidoreductase. Gene Ontology annotation, molecular function: oxidoreductase activity. The transcript has 4 exons. NCBI's taxonomy places the organism in Eukaryota, Fungi, Ascomycota, Sordariomycetes, Hypocreales, Nectriaceae. The coding region runs from base 1 to 1314 and encodes 437 amino acids. The record is from RefSeq and is a predicted model, not a curated record.
AUGGCCGCCACAGCUACUAUCUCUGCUCUCCCACCUGCGUCCGCCCCAACCUUUGGUAUCACGCCUGCUGCUUUACCCCCACCUGGUCAACCGGAUAUCUCCUAUCACCCAGAUUGGGACAAAUACCAAGCGCGUGUAGCUCGACGGACCCAGACAGAGGAUCUUACCAAGUCCCUCCCCGAGGGUUUCCCCAAGGAGCUCAAGGGAGACCUCGUUUGGGACGGAGAAACUCUUGCCCAGCACUAUGACUGGACGUACGUUCUUUCGGCUGAUCAACUAGAGGAGAUUGACAAGGCCCUUGCACACUUUAAAUCCCUCAAUAUCUCCAAGGGCUAUAUCACACAAGAGACCUUUCCCCUCCCCACGCUACAUGGCGAGCUGCGCCGUUUAUCUCGCGAACUACACUUCGGGCAUGGCUUCUUUGUCAUUAGAGGCUUAGAUGUUGAUCGGUACUCCCGUGAAGAGAACAUCAUCAUAUACGCCGGAGUCUCCUCCCACAUAGGCUCCAUACGGGGCCGCCAGGAUGCGUACUUCCAAGGCGAGCGCGCUGAUGUUGUGAUUGGACAUAUCAAGGACGUUCGCUCUGGUCUCGGCGAGUCUAGGGACAAGGCCAAGAUCAAGAUUGGAACACCUGCCUACACUGCUGACAAACAGGUCUUCCAUACCGACUCUGGAGAUAUCGUUUCUCUUUUUGCCCUAUCCACGGCCGCUGAGGGAGGUGCCAGUCGCUUGGCUAGCACAUGGCGUGUGUAUAAUCAUAUUGCUGCCACGCGGCCAGAUCUCAUUCACACUCUAAGCCAACGCUGGGACGCAGAACUCUUCACAAAGACGGUCAACGAUACCGACAAGUUCAUGAGCCGCCCACUAAUCCAUCAUCUGCCUGCCAGCGCCGAUGGGAAGACUCCUGAUAGAAUCCUUCUUCAGUAUGGACGCCGCUACUAUGUUGGCUUUGGAGAGAUACCUCGUGGCAAACAUCUACCACCUAUCACCGAGGCCCAGGCCGAAGCUCUCGAUACUCUGCACUUUCUGGGUGAGAGAUUCAGUGUAUCUACUAAUUUUGAGAAAGGCGACAUGCAGUAUGUAAACAAUGUGGCCAUUUUCCAUGCCCGUGACGGUUUCACCGAUACCAAGGAUAAGCAGAGACAUCUGCUCCGAAUAUGGCUUCGUGAUCCUGAGUAUGCAUGGGAGACGCCUGCGGCACUUGCCUCGAGAUGGGAGCGAGUGUAUGGUGGCGUGACGCCUGAGUUGCAGACAUUUCCUCUUGAGCCUCAUACCCGGAGUGAAAGCACAACAGCGGCGAAAUCGACGUCUUAG